AAUACAUAUAUAAUUGAUUUUUAUAUUUACUUAAAAAUUUACAUUUUGAAGUAAUAUAAAACUUUUUAUAGUCAGAACAAGCUGGACAAUAUUGGUGCAAAUUGGGAGAUAUGUUAUCAACAUUUUAUUAUGUAUCUAUUGAUACUAAUCAUGAAGACAUAAAAGUUGUGUAUCCUAACACUGCACCUAAUAUGCCUCAUGCAACACCAAAACAAAUUAUAGCAGAAUAUAAUUUAAAUAUUUAUACAACGUGGGCUAAAUGGUCAUCGUGUUCUAAGUGCAAUUUAGUUGGUAAAAAAGUUCGAUAUGGACACUGCACUAUAUCUCUACAUGAAAAUGAUAUUAAAUCAUAUGCAGCAACAAAAGAAAAGCAACUCGAAGUUUACAGAAGACAAAGUAUAUUCUUUUUGUGUUAUUCUCUGUCCUUAAUUAGAUAUUAACUAACUUUUAAUCAGAGUAUAAUAACAUUUAGUUACAGAAGAUGAACAAAAUGAAAUGGAAGAAAACACAAUUCAAAGUGAAG
Molecule: messenger RNA, 523 nt
Organism: Megachile rotundata (alfalfa leafcutting bee)
Lineage: Eukaryota; Metazoa; Arthropoda; Insecta; Hymenoptera; Megachilidae
Source: RefSeq, a predicted model, not a curated record